ACUGAUAAUAAGUAAACUCAGUUAAUCUUGUAGAUAGAAACCUUUCCCUGAGGAGAAGGUGUGGGUAUGUGUGCUGGACUUUGCAUAUGUGUUAUACAUCCUUAAGAGGGCCAAUGCAGAAAAGUAAAAUAUUAGCAAGGCUUGGAACACAGGCAGCCAAGACUGUCUCCGGAAAAGUCUUCCUCUGCCAACUCACAGCUGGAUUUGCAGGGUGGAAACGAAAUUGAAGAAAUGGCCGAGAAAGAAAGCAAUGCAAGAGGAAAAAAAGAGUUGCUAAAAGUAACGGUGUCCUCCUGCCUCAGCCGUGGCAGGAACGUGCACAAUGAGGGUUAACUUAAAUCUGAACUAAACUCCAAGCCACACCAUUGGAAAUCUUCCCAGCUAACUCACCACGACAGCAAAGAGUUAUGUGAGGCAAAUGGUAAAAACAGGAUGGACCUCUUACAGAAAAGAGAAUCUGAGGAGACUCUAUUCACUUCUGUUUCUACAGGAGACAAUCCUGCACCAGGAGUUUGCACUUCAAAGAAAAAAUCUUCGAAAAUAUGUGGUACCAAUUACCCUCUCAGCAUCGCCUUCAUUGUGGUGAAUGAGUUUUGCGAGCGCUUCUCCUACUAUGGCAUGAAAGCUGUUCUGACUUUAUACUUCCUCUACUUCCUCCACUGGGAUGAGAACACAUCCACCUCCGUCUACCAUGCCUUCUCAAGCUUGUGUUAUUUUACACCCAUUCUUGGUGCAUUCAUGGCUGACUCUUGGCUGGGAAAAUACAAAACUAUCAUUUAUCUCUCCAUUGUUUAUGUUAUUGGGCACGUGGUCAAGUCUGUUGGGGCAAUCCCAAGCUUUGGAAACCAUAUUGUUCAUGUGGUACUGUCAAUGACUGGACUGACUCUGAUUGCUCUCGGAACGGGAGGGAUCAAACCCUGUGUAGCAGCGUUCGGUGGAGACCAGUUUGAAGAGGAGCAUGCCCAGGAAAGAAGCCAGUUCUUCUCUGUCUUCUAUCUGUCCAUUAAUGCAGGAAGUUUGAUCUCCACUUUCAUUACUCCUGUGUUGAGAGGGGAUGUGGAGUGCUUUGGAGGAGAUUGCUAUGCUCUGGCUUUUGGUGUUCCUGCUGCUCUAAUGGUCAUAGCUCUUGUUGUGUUUAUUGCUGGGAAUGGAAUGUACAAAAAGACUCCACCACAAGGAAAUAUCUUGCUUGAAGUUUGGAAGUGCAUUUGGUUUGCUUUGACAAACCGAAUCAAAAAUCGCGCCCAACAUAUACCUAAAAGGGAGCACUGGUUGGACUGGGCAUCAGAAAAAUAUUCCCACCAGUUGAUCACUGAUGUUAAGAUGGUGACCCGUGUUCUAUUCCUCUUCAUUCCACUGCCAAUGUUCUGGGCUCUCUUUGAUCAACAGGGUUCUAGGUGGACAGUACAAGCCACUAAAAUGAACGCUGAUUUUGCAGGAUUCGUCCUUCAGCCUGACCAAAUGCAGUUUUUAAAUCCCCUCUUGAUCCUAGUCUUCAUCCCAGUUUUUGACUUCGGACUGUACCCCUUUGUCAACCUGUGCAAACUUAACUUCACACCCAUUAAAAAGAUGGCAACCGGGAUGAUCCUCGCAGCCAUAGCGUUUGCAGCUGCAGCUAUUGUGGAACUCAAGAUAGAGGAAAAUGCUAUGCCAACACCAGUUCCCAAAGAAAGUUACAUUCAGGUCCUGAAUUUGGCAGACAGCAGCAUCGAAGUGGCAAUCCAAGAUUAUGGCCUAUAUCGGGAGCCAAUUAAAGCUUUCCAGGACCCUGAGGAAUACUCCAAAUUAAUUCUGAGUAGUGACCAGCAACAACUUCAUUUUAACAUUCAGUCCCAAGGAUCACUUUCCAUGUUUAAUCAUACUGUCCAGGAAAUGACAGUGAACACUUUAAUUGUCUACAAGACAGAAGGAAGCCUAGCAAGCCAAUUAGUUAAAGACAUGGAACAAAAACCCACAGAAGGAAUGUCAGCUGUGAGAUUCAUUAAUACUUUAGGCCAGAAUGUCAACAUCACUCUUGGCAACGGAGAGUUUGUUAAUGUUAACAGAAGUUAUGGUGUUUCAAGCUAUACGAUCUUAACGAGGGGAAGAUACAACGAUUUAAAGUGCACAUUGGGAGCAGAAGAACUCUUCUUGUCCCUGGGCCUCCUUGAUUUUGGAGCUUCGUACACGGUUGUUAUAACCAACACGUCUGCACAGGCCCUCCAGACAUGGAAGACAGAAGACAUUCCGGCCAAUAAUGUCCAUAUUUCAUGGCAGAUUCCACAGUACCUUUUAAUAUCAGCUGGAGAAGUGAUGUUCUCUGUUACAGGACUUGCCUUCUCCUACUCCCAGUCUCCUGUCAGCAUGAAGUCAGUGUUGCAAGCAGGUUGGCUUUUAACUGUAGCCAUUGGAAAUGCAAUAGUGCUCGUUGUUGCCCAGGCUGCACCUCUGCAACAGUGGGUCGAGUUUGUCCUAUUUGCUGUGCUCCUUUUUGUCGUGUUCGUUAUUUUCUCCAUCAUGGGAUAUUUCUACACAAGCGUGGAUCCGGAAGACCUCAUUGCCAAUGAGAAGAAGCGAAAGAUGUCAAGCAAUAAAGAUAUGAUUGACCUUGUCACUAAGAAAACAGAGCUAUAAGAUGAUUGUGGACACUGGACUGGGCUUCAUGGCUUUUUUGUUUUAACAUGGUGGUAAGAAAAUGGAUUCAUUUUUCAUGCUGACUUCCCACAAAAAUUAUUAUAUUCGGGAGAAAAGAAAAGAAAAGAAAAAAAACCUGAUAUGAACUACUGGGAACUAUAGCUAAUUACAGUAAAGGCAGUGUAGUUGUAAAUAUGCCAUUUUCUUUUGGCCCCAUCAAGUGUUUAGUAUAGUUCUUUUUAAAAAUACAUUUAUAUUUCAGUCCUAUGCAUCUGUAUCAAGCCUGACGGAACUCAAUGAUACUUAUUCCCAGGUUGAUGUUUAUAUUAUUAAGGAUAUUUACUCGGGGGAUAAGCAUAAUGUACAUCAUACCAAACAAUAGGCCAGGUUUAUUAAGAAAGCUGAAUGGAAGAUAAUAAGGAAAACAUCGUAAAGAACAAAUGAACAAAAGCACAAUGUAGCAUCUAAUUCUCUUGA
This is a messenger RNA of Pogona vitticeps (central bearded dragon), 3090 nucleotides long. NCBI's taxonomy places the organism in Eukaryota, Metazoa, Chordata, Lepidosauria, Squamata, Agamidae. The record is from RefSeq and is a predicted model, not a curated record.